CUUCAAUCUCAUGUUCUCCUGCGCUGAGCUCUCUAGGGGGCACUAUAGAGCUUUCACUUACCUUGAAAGUAAUAAUAUCUUGAAAACGUGUUGAGGUUAUAUUUGCUUCUACUUAAAUGGAGAUCCGGCGAUCAAGGCAAUCUCGCAUUAUAAUGGGAAUGAAACUUCCGCCCGCCUGACUAUCUCGGAGCGAUGCACUGGAUUUACUCAAGGCUGUACACCGCACAUCGCUAUAAAACCUUCAAGUUGAGUGAAUCCAGCCCCCGCCUAGUCAUCCUUCUUCCUCUCUCAUCCUUGGGUCUGCACCUACCACCAGCGACUUCUGUAUCUAAUCAUGCGUUGGCAUCACUUCCUCUGCUGUCUGCCCCUCCGUUUGGGUGCUUUGAUCAUCGCUACUUUAACCCUUGCUGGAAGCGCGCUUGUAGCAUUAGGCGCUUGGUUCAAUGUUCACGAUAUCAUUAACAAGACGCUCAAGCUCUCCAAGUCAGGAGAAAUCACCAUGUACGCCAUCGCUGGUGUGUACACCCUUGCUGCCCUUAUAUCCCUUCUCGGCCUGAUUGGUGUCUUGACCACGAGGCAAGGCCUUGUGUCCACGUUCAACGGUCUACAAAAAGGGUCAUUUAUCGUCAGUUUGGCGAUUGGUGCCUACUCUUUGUACCUCCUAUUCAGCAACAAGUACGACACCUCUGAUUGCAUAAGCUCUGUCGAUGUUAGCGCCGAUACUGCGAAGCAAGUCUGCGACACAACGCUCAAAAUAUCGAAAGCUGCUAUUACAACUAUCUAUGCCAUUAUAUGGCUUAUUCAAUUCUAUGGUCUCUUUAUUGUGCACAGCUACGUUCGGGAACUGGAAGAGGAAAGAUAUCACCGAAUGUCACAGAACACGCAUUAUGAACGUUUCGAUACUACACGAAUGUUUAUUUUCCCUGUAUUCUUAAGCUGUACCGCGGAGGUAUCUGGUAGUGUCCCAGUUAUUUCUGAUGUCAGUCCCCGACUUGGGUUCGAAUCCCAUUCAAAAGAUGACGUUGAAGCCACCAACUUUUUCUUUGUGGCAUGCUGA
Guyanagaster necrorhizus is the source of this 1057-nucleotide messenger RNA. RefSeq lists its product as uncharacterized. The coding region runs from base 335 to 1057 and encodes 240 amino acids. The transcript is spliced from 6 exons. The record is from RefSeq and is a predicted model, not a curated record. NCBI's taxonomy places the organism in Eukaryota, Fungi, Basidiomycota, Agaricomycetes, Agaricales, Physalacriaceae.